Molecule: messenger RNA, 2058 nt
Organism: Capsella rubella
Lineage: Eukaryota; Viridiplantae; Streptophyta; Magnoliopsida; Brassicales; Brassicaceae
Product: imidazole glycerol phosphate synthase hisHF, chloroplastic
Exons: 19
Coding region: 32-1804 (590 amino acids)
Biological process (GO): L-histidine biosynthetic process
Molecular function (GO): oxo-acid-lyase activity; imidazoleglycerol-phosphate synthase activity
Source: RefSeq, a predicted model, not a curated record
AGGAGCUUUUUAUUUGCAGUGAGUGAGUUAGAUGAUGAUAUCAAUGGAGACUACGGCGGCGCCAUUCUCAUCGGUUGUUCCUUCCAGACAAAAUAUUUCUUCUUCGAUUCGCGUUGCUUCUCCAACUUCUUUGUUCCUCUCCCGCAAGAAUCCUGGCAAAUUUAAAUAUCCGAGAAGCCUCUCCGUCCGCGCAUCUUCUACCUCCGAUUCUGUUGUGACUUUGCUUGACUACGGAGCUGGGAAUGUUCGCAGCAUCCGUAAUGCUCUUCGUCAUCUCGGGUUCAGCAUCAAAGACGUUCAAACGCCAGGUGACAUUCUGAAUGCUGAUCGGCUCAUAUUUCCUGGUGUUGGAGCUUUUGCUCCCGCCAUGGAUGUACUUAACAAAACCGGGAUGGCUGAAGCAUUGUGCACAUAUAUUGAAAAUGACCGUCCAUUUCUAGGCAUAUGUCUUGGGCUACAACUACUUUUCGAGUCUAGUGAGGAGAAUGGACCAGUCAAGGGUCUUGGUGUGAUACCGGGAAUCGUUGGACGCUUUGAUUCUUCUGCUGGUAUAAGAGUACCCCACAUUGGCUGGAAUGCUUUGCAAGUGGGAAAGGAUUCUGAAAUUUUGGAUGAUGUUGGAAAUCGUCAUGUAUAUUUUGUUCAUUCGUACCGCGCCAUUCCGUCAAAUGAAAACAAAGAAUGGAUUUCGUCUACGUGCAACUAUGGUGAUUCCUUUAUAUCUUCCAUUAGAAGGGGAAAUGUGCAUGCAGUCCAAUUCCAUCCCGAGAAAAGCGGGGAGGUGGGGCUUUCUGUUUUAAGAAGGUUCUUGCAUCCAAAAUUACCAGCGACACAGAAGCCAAUGGAAGGGAAGGCUUCAAAACUUGCAAAGAGGGUGAUUGCUUGUCUGGAUGUCAGGAGUAAUGAUAAAGGAGAUCUUGUAGUAACUAAAGGGGACCAAUAUGAUGUGAGAGAGCAAUCUAAUGAAAAUGAGGUUCGAAACCUUGGCAAACCUGUUGAUUUGGCGGGGCAGUAUUACAAAGAUGGUGCAGAUGAGAUUAGCUUUUUAAACAUAACUGGAUUCCGCGAUUUUCCGCUAGGGGAUUUGCCGAUGAUACAGGUGUUGAGGCACACAUCAAAGAAUGUCUUUGUACCACUAACUGUUGGAGGUGGUAUUAGAGAUUUUACAGAUGCUAGCGGCAGGUACUAUUCUAGCUUGGAAGUUGCUGCUGAGUAUUUCAGAUCUGGUGCUGAUAAGAUAUCCAUAGGAAGUGAUGCUGUUUACGCUGCAGAGGAGUUUGUGAAAUCAGGAGCGAAAACAGGGAAGAGUAGUUUAGAACAGAUAUCCAGAGUUUAUGGAAAUCAGGCAGUGGUUGUAAGUAUUGAUCCUCGUAGAGUUUAUGUGAACCAUCCUGAUGAUGUGCCAUACAAAGUCAUCAGAGUAGCUAACCCAGGCCCGAAUGGGGAAGAAUAUGCCUGGUAUCAGUGCACGGUCAGUGGAGGACGAGAAGGUCGGCCUAUUGGAGCGUAUGAGCUUGCUAAAGCGGUUGAAGAACUAGGUGCUGGUGAAAUUCUAUUGAACUGUAUAGACUGUGAUGGUCAAGGAAAAGGAUUUGACAUAGACUUAGUAAAGCUCAUCUCAGAUUCAGUAGGCAUACCGGUGAUCGCAAGCAGUGGAGCAGGCACUCCUGGACACUUUUCCGAGGUGUUUGAGAAGACAAAUGCAUCUGCGGCGCUUGCUGCCGGCAUUUUCCAUCGGAAAGAGGUACCAAUCCAAUCCGUGAAAGAGCACUUAAGAGAGGAGGGCAUAGAAGUUAGGAUCUGAGAAUUUUUGGUCUACGUGUUACCAUUAUUCAUGUCACAUUCACAAGAAGAUCAAAAUCUUUUACAUUCAAUAAGUAAUUAUAAGUCGGAACAAUCGGAGCUCUAGCAGAUCUGAGUGAUUUCUCUUAUAAUUGAUUUCCUUACGUUGAGAGCAUGUUAAUUUCUUGAUUAUUUUCAAGGUAGUAUAUGGAUUUGUGUUUUUUUUCAAAUUGACAGUAAGAAAGUAUACAAGUUUUCAAAAGUAUUUACUUUUCA